Diaporthe citri is the source of this 219-nucleotide messenger RNA. RefSeq lists its product as uncharacterized. Gene Ontology annotation, biological process: translation. The coding region runs from base 1 to 219 and encodes 72 amino acids. The record is from RefSeq and is a predicted model, not a curated record. Gene Ontology annotation, cellular component: cytosolic small ribosomal subunit; ribosome. The transcript has 2 exons. NCBI's taxonomy places the organism in Eukaryota, Fungi, Ascomycota, Sordariomycetes, Diaporthales, Diaporthaceae. Gene Ontology annotation, molecular function: RNA binding; zinc ion binding; structural constituent of ribosome.
AUGUCUCACGAAUCCGUCUGGAACUCCCGCCCUCGUGGCUACGGCAAGGGUGCCCGCUCUUGCCGCGUCUGCACCCACCGUGCCGGUCUGAUCCGCAAGUACGGCCUCAACAUCUGCCGUCAGUGCUUCCGUGAGAAGAGCGCCGACAUUGGCUUCCAAAAGGUGCGACCCGAUCCAGACCCCCCGUCGCAAAGCAGCUUCGACCGAGACGAACGAUAG